Messenger RNA from Callithrix jacchus (white-tufted-ear marmoset), 1750 nucleotides. RefSeq names its product zinc finger protein 414 (gene ZNF414). The record is from RefSeq and is a predicted model, not a curated record. Lineage: Eukaryota; Metazoa; Chordata; Mammalia; Primates; Cebidae.
GUGCAUACACCCUCCGGCCGACCCCGCCCCCACAUCCGGGCACCCGUCCGCCGCUGGCUGUCAAUCGGAGAGGGUCCCCAGCCCGGCCUGUAGUGGACCACGCCCACUAGGCUAGGUCUCCACCCCUGAGCUUCAUACAUCCGGGCCCCCUGCACUUCCAAGAUUGUCCACACUGCUCGAGGUCGGCCGGUGUUUGUCGAUCCUCAAAUAAUCCUUGACUGGCUCCUUCUAGCAUCGUCCCAGUCACGCCCUGCCCAUAGCCCCGCCUCCGUUCAUUUCCCCGCCCACUCGCUCUAGGCCACGCCUCUGUCGCAUACUGGGGCUCCCACUUACCCUAGUUUAAGAGAGGAGGUGCUUCUCCUAUGUGCAUAAGGAGCUCAGUCCGGGCCAGUGCAGUGACUCAUGACUGUAAUUCCAGUACUUUGGGAGGCUGAGGCAAUAUGGCGAGAUCCCAUCUUUAUAAAAAGAGGAGAAACCUUCAGGGCCCAGCCCGGACAUGCAGGCUACUGCAGAGCCCAGCUCCAGUGAGACCGACAAGGAGGUGUUGUCCCCGGCUGUGCCAGCUGCAGCCACCUCCUCCUCCAUGGUGGAGGAGCCAGGCCCUGAGCAGGCAGCCACACCACUAGUGUGGGAACGUGGAGGGCCUGGAGGGACUCAGCAGGGCUCCUCCCCAGCAACAGACAGCUGCCAGCCUGGGCCGGGACCCAGCCCGGGCCUGACGAGCAUAGUCUCCGGGACCAGCGAGGACCUGCGGCCUCCCAGACGACGCCCACCUUCAGGGAAGCAAAUCCCCUGCUCCAGCCCUGGCUGCUGCCUCAGUUUCCCCAGCAUCCGUGACCUGGCACAGCAUCUGCGAACCCACUGCCCGCCCACACAGUCCCUGGAAGGCAAGCUCUUCCGCUGCUCGGCCCUGAGCUGCACCGAGACCUUCCCUAGCAUGCAGGAGCUGAUGACUCACAGCAAACUGCAUUACAAGCCCAAUCGCUACUUCAAGUGUGAGAACUGCCUCCUGCGCUUCCGCACGCACCGCUCGCUCUUCAAGCACCUGCAUGUUUGCGCAGAGCAUGCGCAGAGUCCAGCCCCGCCGCCACCCCCGGCCUUGGACCGGGAGCCACCCGCGCCCGAGCGCCCCCCAGAGGCCGACCCCGCGUCAGCGCCGGGCCUGCAGUUCCCGCUGCUCGAGCCUUUCACGACCCCUGCCCCUGCCCCCUCCGGGCCCUUCCUGCCUUACUUGAACCCUGCGCCCUUUGGCCUAAGCCCCCCGCGCCUGCGGCCCUUCCUGGCCGCGGCGCCCGGGCCGCCGGCUUCUAGCGCCGCCAUCUGGAAAAAGAGCCAAGGUGCUGGCAGCAGCCCUCGAAGACCCCAGGGCGGCUCCGACGCGCCCUCAGGGCACGCGGCCCCGAGCCGCAUCGUGUGGGAGCACACGCGCGGCCGCUACUCGUGCAUGCAGUGCGCCUUCUCCACGGCCUCGCGGCCCGCCAUGACCCUGCACCUGGAGGACCACCGCCCCGGCACCCCCGCGGCCCCCGCGCCCGGGCCGCCACGCCCCGACGCCCCGGCGGCGGAUCCAGCCCCACUUGCACCCAAGGUGUCGCCGUUGCUGUCAGAGGGGGAGCUUCCAGUGUUCUCGCAGCUCUGAAUCCCAACACUUUGGGGUUGGGCCAUGGGGUGUGGGUAGUUUUGUCGUUAGGAGGGGGCUGCAGGGAAGGGGGGUUGAGGUGGACAAUAAAGAAGGCACCAUGAGCCAGCC